Molecule: messenger RNA, 1016 nt
Organism: Mandrillus leucophaeus (drill)
Lineage: Eukaryota; Metazoa; Chordata; Mammalia; Primates; Cercopithecidae
Gene: HDAC10
Product: histone deacetylase 10
Exons: 6
Coding region: 249-1016 (255 amino acids)
Biological process (GO): chromatin organization
Cellular component (GO): histone deacetylase complex
Molecular function (GO): histone deacetylase activity
Source: RefSeq, a predicted model, not a curated record
CAGCCGGGUGGGAGGGAACUUGGUGCCUGGAGCGCCACGGUGAAGGCAGGAGGAGGGUUAUGAGCUGUCCCACUGCUGCCUGGCAGGGAAGAGUGCUCAGGAGGGGAUGGGAUGGGCCUGGCUUGCCCUCACCUGGGCUCCAGCCCCUCUCUCAACCCUCCCCACCCCGGCCUGACCUGUAGUUUGACCCUGAGCUGGUGCUGGUCUCAGCAGGAUUUGACUCAGCCAUCGGGGACCCUGAGGGGCAAAUGCAGGCCACGCCAGAGUGCUUCGCCCAUCUCACACAUCUGCUGCAGGUGCUGGCCGGCGGCCGGGUCUGCGCCAUGCUGGAGGGCGGCUACCACCUGGAGUCACUGGCUGAGUCGGUGUGCAUGACAGUACAGACGCUGCUGGGCGACCCGGCUCCACCCCUGUCAGGGCUCAUGGUGCCAUGUCAGAGUGCCCUGGAGUCCAUCCAGAGUGCCCGUGCUGCCCAAGCCCCGUACUGGAAGAGCCUGCAGCUGCAAGAUGUGACCCCUGUGCCGACGAGCCCCAGCACCCACUCCCCAGAGGGGAGGCCUCCACCUCUGCUGCCUGGGGGUCCCAUGUGUAAGGCAGCUGUACCUGCACCUGCACCGAGCUCCCUCCUGGACCGGCCGUGCCUCUGCCCUGCACCCUCUGUCCGCACCACUGUUGCCCUGACAGUGCCAGAUAUCACACUGGUCCUGCCCCCUGAUGUCAUCCAACAGGAAGGGUCAGCCCUGAGGGAGGAGACAGAAGCCUGGGCCAGGUGGGCAGGGCUGGCCUGGGGAGGAUGGGGCCGCAUCUACACCUGUGACGCCUGGAGAACGGGUGGCCGUGCAGGCCGGGACCCACCCGGCUGCGCCCCCAGACUCUCCGCUGCCCACGAGUCUCGGAGUGGCACCCUCUCCUGGUCGUCUCCUCUCGUGGGGCCCGAAGAACGGGGCAAAGCCGAGUUCGUGCGCUGUACUGCGCGGGCGCGCGUUUCGUUCUUCGGGUUUGCCAUGGUUCUGUGA